GAAAUAGCAAGCCUUUCCCAGGGAAAUGGGUAUGUUUAGCCUGGUAAAGAGGAGGCUGAGGGGAGAUACAAUAGCCAUCUUCAAGUACAGUGGUACCUCGGGUUACAGACGCUUCAGGUUACAGACUCCGCUAACCCAGAAAUAGUACCUCGGGUUAAGAACUUUGCUUCAGGAUGAGAACAGAAAUCAUGCUCCAGCAGCACAGGGACAGCGGGAGGCCCCAUUAGCUAAAGUGGUGCUUCAGGUUAAGAACAGUUUCAGGUUAAGAACGGACCUCCAGAACGAAUUGAGUUCUUAACCCGAGGUACCACUGUAUCAAAUAUCUGUCACAUGCAGGAUGCAGCAAGCAUGUUUCCUCCCGCUCUGGAGGGUAGGACCCGAACCAAUGGCUUCAAGUUACAUGAAAGGGGAUUCUGACUAGACGUCAGGAAGAACUUUCUGACAGUAAGAGCUGUUGGACAGUGGAACAGACUCCCACGAGAGCUGGUAGACUCUGCUCGCUUGGAGGUUUUCAAGCAGAGGUUGGACGGCCAUCUGACAUGCAUGAUCUAGUUGAGAUUCCUGCAUUGUGGGGGGGGGGUUGGACUAGAUGACCCUCAGCGUCUCUUCCAACUCUACAAUUCUGUGGUUCUAACUGCAUCACGGCCAACACAUCCUGGCCCCAGCUGCAGCCAAAUUCCUUCGAUUUCAGGUGCAACCUUGGAGAUUACGCAGAGCGCACGGCGCCUGCGAACCUCAGCUCCGCCUUCUCCUUUCCUCGCUCUGUUUCCCCCUCUGUCUCUCUACAAGCUCAUAAGGAUCUCUCUCUGCUGAAGAACAACUUUUCCUCUUUCCUCUCCCCUCCGUCCUGGAGCACCAGCGUCUCAACCCAGAUGAGGGUCGAGGACGGAAACUGGGAGGCGGAGGCGCCACGGGGCUCCGUUCCGCAGCAACCAGUCUCCGG
Molecule: messenger RNA, 943 nt
Organism: Podarcis lilfordi (Lilford's wall lizard)
Lineage: Eukaryota; Metazoa; Chordata; Lepidosauria; Squamata; Lacertidae
Source: the annotation of a GenBank genome assembly